CGUGUAAGACACGCGUGACAGAAAGUUAUUAACAGGCGACUUUUUCUGAUUCUUUCUGCGGAAAUGGACAAACUGCAGGACGGGAACUUCAGCGCGCCUAACGGCACCUUGAACAGACGCUCGUUUUUGGAGAAAGGCGCAUAUCAGCACCUGCAGCAAGGCGACCUGAAGGUGCUGGUGCCGGUAGGGCUGGGCGUCAUCUCCGUGCUAGGCUUCAUUGCAAACGCCACCGCGGUGGGAGUGCUGGUGGGCAACGCGCGUAAAAGCAAGCUCUCCCUUAUUAACGCGCUCAUUCUCAACCUCCUGAUGGCUGACGGUCUGCUGCUGGCUUUUGCGGUCCCGUUUAAAGCCACUGCGUACUCGCGCGAAAGCUGGACUCUGGGCUUAGUCGUGUGCAAAACGUGCGAAUGGUUCGUGCAUUCCUGCAUGGCGGCAAAGAGUUUCACGGUGGCCAUCAUGGCAAAGGCAUGCUACAGGUACGUCAGUAACCCGACCAAGCAAGUCACGAUCCGCCUUAAGACUAUCGUGGUGGUGCUGCUCUUCACAUGGCUCUUGGCUUGCGUCCUCCCACUCCCCCACUGGCUCUUCACGUCGCUGCAGAUGGAAGAGGGUGGACUGCUGUGCGUGCUCGAGGUGCCACCAGAAGCCCGUGAGUUUAUGUCCUUUUACGUGAAGGCGUACCCUCUGGUGGCCUUUUGCGCACCACUUAGCUUCGCGCUGCUUUACUUCUGGCGCGCGUACGGCCGAUGCCAACGCCGCUGCAGCAAGACGCAGAACCUGCGAGCACAGAUCCGGUCGCGCAAGCUUACCCUGAUGCUGUUCGGCCUGACCGUGGCCAUGGCCACCAUGUGGGUGCCACAAUGGGUGUCGUGGGUGUGGAUGAGGCACGCAGCGGACAGCGACGGCCCCGUGCCGCCCGUGCUCUUUGCCGUUUCAGCACAGUUCGUCAUGUUUACCAUCUCGCUAGCCAACCCGCUCAUAGUGCUCGCGCUGUCUGAGGAAUUCCGAGAGGGCUACAAGGGCCUGUGGCGGCGUCUCACGCUGCGCAAACACGCUCCCAAGCAGCAACCUAAACCCGGGCCGCACGCGCCCACUGCGCCCAGGUCGCCUACACCGCGACCCGAGGCUUCGGCCCACCUUCCACCAAGGAGUACCGACGAGUCCCUACCAGACAAGCAGCAGCAGCAACAACAGCAGCAGCAGCAACAACAGGAGGAAGGUUCCGGAAACGGCAAUAAAGAUGGCCUGGUGCCGCCUGAUGUGGAGCAGUUCUGGCACGAGCGCGAGAGUGGCUCCAUGUCCCAGGAGAACGACCCCGUACCUUGGGAGCAUCAGGACCCCAAAGAGGGCAAGCAGUAGCCUAAACACUACCCGAGAAGCAACACACACACACACACACACCACUCAGCUCUCACACGCGCAACAGGAAUUACAGCAGCUACAACCAAGUGACCUCACGCAAACUCGACACACAGGCUAAAUCACAUAAUUGGACAUAUAAAGCUGUACAUGGUGUGACGUCAAUAUUCUACACCAUAUACACACACAAACAUUGCAUUCAUGUACCUGCUAAAAGAUGAACGCACCACCAGCAAACUGUAGGUCUUCUGAAACAAGGUUCCAACCAGAGACACAAUAUAAACAUCCCUGAAAGAUCAUCCGACCAGUACCAUUUGUGGAAUAUAUUGAAUAAAUUCACGUUGUUAUUUGUCGUAAUAUAACUUGAGAAUGGUUUGGUUUGUUGGCUCCUGUAGAGAAAAGUUUCAUGUGUUAUAUUUUGUGAUCCAGAGAGAUUAUGCUCUACAUUUACAUGUCUUCUUGCCUGAUAUUAAGAAACUGUAAAUAGCACAUAUCUGGAUUGAAAAUGUUAGCAAAUUUCCUUGUACAAUUCUCCAAAUAGUGCGAAUUUAUUUCCACAAAUAGAACUAUUACACCUGUAAAAUAUA
This is a messenger RNA of Hemibagrus wyckioides, 1946 nucleotides long. It is a transcript of the gene gpr151, whose product is annotated as G protein-coupled receptor 151. Bases 64 to 1359 code for a protein of 431 amino acids. Gene Ontology annotation, cellular component: membrane. Gene Ontology annotation, biological process: G protein-coupled receptor signaling pathway. Lineage: Eukaryota; Metazoa; Chordata; Actinopteri; Siluriformes; Bagridae. Gene Ontology annotation, molecular function: G protein-coupled receptor activity. The record is from RefSeq and is a predicted model, not a curated record. The transcript has a single exon.